Molecule: messenger RNA, 4803 nt
Organism: Phytomonas sp. Hart1
Lineage: Eukaryota; Euglenozoa; Kinetoplastea; Trypanosomatida; Trypanosomatidae
Source: the annotation of a GenBank genome assembly
AUGAAUAUUGAAGGUCUCUGCAACCACUACAGGUGCAACGUGCAGAGUCCGAACCUGCGUUCAGACGAUGACCACAUCGUUGUCUGCGUGCGUGUUCGCAACGUUCCUCCUGUCUCAGACAUACCACAUUAUGCGAUGCAAAAGAACACCCGACCAUUGUGCCAUUCUCAACGAAUAUGCGUUUCUGUGAUUGAUAAUAUUGUCGUGAUGCAUGAUCCAAAAAGUAUCGAUGAUGCAUAUACCGUUGAGCGUGAUUCUAUCCACGUAGCGCACCUCCUUUCCGAUCCCCUUAAAUGUUCUUUAAGUGGUGGCACCGUGUCGUAUUGUAGCAAAAAAACAAGCCUCCCCAUCCAUUCUCUUAUUCCAUUUAUGUUGCGUUCGGUGAAUAGCCCUAACAGUUCGACUUUCAGAGGUACCACCAACUGCUAUGAGUGUGAUCAGUGUGUGGUGAGCAUGGAUGAGACGUCGGUUUCGACGAUGCCGCUGCUCCGCGCGGAUAGUUUAUUCCGCUCUCCCGCGUUCGGCACACAGGCAGCGGUGUAUCAUUCCACCGCCGUGCACGCCGUGAAGGCGGCACUGGGUGGGAUCAAUUCCUGCGUCUUCGCCUACGGACAAGCCGACAGCGGAAAGACCUACACCCUCUUUGGGGAUCCCACUAGCUUACACCAUGAUCCCGGCCUCGUGGAACGCACAUUUGAGGACAUUUUUCUUACUCUUGACGAUCUCAGCUCCGAGCAUGCGAAAGAAUCGGCGACGCAGGACUUCAAGUACAAGGUUUUAGUCUCUUUUAUGGAGAUCCACCGAAAUGAGGUGUAUUGCCUUCUUUCCGGGAAGGGCCCGCUGCGCGUGCGUUUCACACGGAAUACUGAUGGUACAGGCGACGGGGCUAAUAUAGACGGGCUUCUUCAAGCUGAGGUAUCAACAACGGCUUCGGCGAACCAAUUUCUCAAACUGGGAUUGCGGCGGCGACGGGUUGAUAAGACAAGCAUGAACGCAUUCAGCAGUCGAAGCCAUGCAAUUUUGCAGAUUCGUGUAAUACAGUGUCGCACGAACCAUAACACCCACGAAACUAUGGAGCAUUCUGCUAAGAUUAAUCUUGUAGAUUUGGCAGGGAGUCAGCGCCAGCGAACGGCGAAUAUGCACCGAAGGGAUCUCACCGAUAGGAUUUAUAUUAACCAGUCCUUGACAGCACUUUCACGUGUAAUUAACGAUGUUGCGUGUGGCUCCAAGUUUGUCAAUUACCGAGAUUCAUUGCUUACCAUGAUACUCAAGGAUAGUUUUGGUGGGAACAGCAAAACUUUCAUGAUUGCUAACAUUUCACCCAUCGCGCUCAAUUACGAGGAAUCGUGCGCAACGUUGGCAUUUUCAAACGCGGUGCGUCAUAUUUGCAACCGUUUCACAGUGAAUUGCAUUAUUCAUAAACAUUUGAAAACGUUUGUGUCGAACUUACUCCCGGGGGAGGAAGGACAACAAGGGACGGUUGAAAAGAUGGAAGGCUUGACAGCGCAUCAAAAGGGGAUUUUAAACAGUCAUUGUGACUACACUCGUACCUUGAGCGGGUUUCCGACGAAAAAGCAAACACCUGCCCUGGCAACGAAUCCCUGUCUGUUAGCGUCAACGCAUCGAAGAGAGCGCAAAGGUUGUGAAGCUUUUAUCAACUUUGCUACUUCGGAGUCUAUGUGUGCACCACUGGCUAUCCUUUUAAUUCACAAGCGCCUGAGAGUUACGGGGACUGCAGAUCUCGAUGUUGGGGAAAGUAACGGUAUCGUACGGAUAAUAGCACUGGACAAUGAUUUUUUAGAACUGAACUUGGCACAGCUGAUUCAGCCUGAAGGCUUGCUGGGGUUUUCUAAGCAACAGAAAGUCAUGGCCACGACGGAACAAGUGAUGUCUAGCCUGGCGGAGAAGCAGCUUAUGGUCCAGAAGGAGGUUGCCCGUGCAAUGGAGGCACGUAUUACCCCACUAUUGGAAAGGACGCUUUUUGAAAGCCACAACUCCGAAUCCCAGCGCGGUAGUGCGAGUUCCAAUGAUGAAGACGAAAUAAGUACUGUCGUUGGAAGCGUUCCCAACUCACAUACAGGAUGUUUUCCUCCACAUAACCCACUGUCGACUAGCUUCGGUUGCUUAAGCUUCAAGCGGGACUCUCAAGACCAUGCUGAGCGUCUUUACGUUCACUUUAUUCCACCGGAAGAAGCGGAGUGUUCUCAGAGCAUUGUAGACGUGAGGGUUAAUGGAAAACAUUUGAGAAAGGACUACCAUGAGCUUGGGCAUGGUGAUACCAUUUAUGUUAUUUUUCAGGAUGGGGCUUUUUGUGAGAAUACACAAGACCAUUUGGUCUUUUAUUGUGUAGAUUUUAAUCAUUACAAUGGAAAUAUUAAGUCUACUUCGAAUGCCUUGUCUGAACGGUUAGACCGGAACACUGAGUCCCUUACCGUCAGUUCCAGAUCUUAUGUUGAGAAAAUUCAGUUGCGGUGUCACGACACCACUGAAGUGAUCAAACCGACGCCUGAAAAUCUGAAUGACAUCGUAACUGAGAGCUUUCUUGAGGCAGAGCUUUUUCCAAAAAAUGACCGCACUACACAUACUCACAGGAACUCUCCGAGCCUUCAAGUACCAAGUGAUGGCCCGGUGCGGGAACUUUCUUCACUGCUGAGGGAUUCAUCUCAGGGUAUCAUGUGCUGUGUUUCUUCCCCAUCCUCGAGAAGCCCCAGUAGUAAGGUAAUGUAUGACGUAGAGCACAAUAUGGGCCACACCCCCGAUUCACCAAAGAAAUCAUGGCACCACCAGGACUCUACUGUAGAGGAAAAUAAAACCUCUUCUUGUGUUGUCAACCCUAAUAUCGUAUUCAAUCCGAGUCUGGAGCGGGGUUUAGGUGCACUUGACGACAUUCAGAUUUCUGGGCACUGCCCUUCGAAUAAUAAUAGUGGCAACAUCAGAUGCAAUGAGGCUCAAGGGGUCACCAAUAUACUGUUCUCAGAUGACCCCAGAGAUCUACCAUUACCUGAAAUUUCGCAGGGUGAGCGCGGCACAACGCGUGUGUCGUCAUCCUGGGAUGAAGAAGGGUUGAUGGUUAGUUCGGAAAGGUCCACUGUCUACCAAGACGCAAUUUUUGACGAAGCUACGGUAGCGUGCGACAAUAGCAGACCAUCCUCCACAACCCACGUCGUCGCGUUCUCGACUGAUAUUUUACAAGAUAAAGGGCUUACAAUCCCUCCAGGACUGUUGAUAAGUACACACGAACAAUAUCCCAAGGUUGCCUUGGAUACAUUUCCUAAGAAUCGCGUUUCAGUGUUAUUUAGUACCAUUCAUAAUCUAGAGAAUGAAAAUCGUCGACUUCGGGAAGAAAAUCUACGGUAUGAGGAGAGUCUGUUGAAGUUUAGCGAUUCUAUCAAUAGUUCACAGGGAACGAAAACGGGUGCCAUCGCAGACUCAGAGAAGGAGCUCGUUGUGAGCGAGUGCCUCGACCAGUUUGUGAAUAAACAAAGUCGCACCAUUGAGGAGCUGCGUAAGAAGACUUCACAAUUGGAGCAGUUAGUUUCUUCCGAGGAAGGAAAAAUACGCUUUUUUCUGCGGUAUGUGGAAGACGCUGGACUGAUGGACAUUGAUGGUGACUCGCAUUUCAUCAAACUGCAUCACCGUAUCGAAGAGCUUAUCUCAGAAAGCAUAUCAAAACAAGGCAUUACCCUAGCUACUGCUAGUUCAGCUUUCCCAUGCGACUUCGACCAUAAUCAACUAACUGCGUUGAUUUAUCUUUCUCUGAGGAUUUUAUUUAACCGUCUAAAGAAUGUGUUGUAUGCUGUUAACAGGAAGAGUCUGGAAAAAAUGAGCCUCAUACUGGAUACUGUGUUGCAGUAUCGUGAGACACCGCUCUCUUGCUUUACCCUCGAGCUGCGUGAGAUUGUUGCAGAUGUAGUAGGGGAACCUCAGCGUUCUGGCGAAAGGUGGUCCCUUACGGCAGAAGACGUAUACACCAGGUUUGUUAGCUCCUACCGCGAUCGUGCUGUUGACAUCCUUUACAGCUUGCUUAUCUGGUACGACAUUUGGGAUCUUUCCUCCAACAUUGAGCAUGUGUGCGCGAUGGAGCUUAUUCGAAAUGCUGACCGAAUUGUUCAGAUCGCGCGACAGGUUCGGCAAGGAGACCUUUCCAUGUGUCAAAGGAUGUGCACCACGUUGGAAUUACCUGAGAUAACGAAGCAGGACGUCAUCGCAGAUAUUUCAUACCCCGUCCGAAGUUGCAAGGAGGGGGCCAAGCCCUCUCAAAAGAGCGCAAGCUUUGUGGCAAAAGUUCGUGAAAGUGACCCGCACACAGAACUAUCAGAGGUUUUAUGUGGCUCUGCCUCGGGUCAGCUUACUAAAGCCAGGGUCAAUCAUAAAAUAAAGUCUAGUGCCGCCAAGGCAACAUUUCCAUCGCGGCAACCAACUUGUUUAGGCAAUACCACUUCCUUAUCAUUUGCAUCUCUACAGGCGAGUCGUUCAGGAGGGUCGGCGGCCCCAUCUAUGGAGCUCAUGUUGAAAAAGUGGGAUCGACUGGUAGCCGAAAAGAAAGACCGAGUACCCGUGAAUGCCAUAAACAUCUGUAGUAGUAAAAAUGCCACACUGGCUUUACCCGUUCGUAAAAAUAAACUUCCUGUACAGGUCAGAGAAGGGUCCUCUAAGGGGAUGCGUCCUAACAGAGGUACCCUUUUCGUACGCAACCAUUCUUUGAUGCCAUUAUCAUCAGGUGUGCCAUUUGAGCGCUAUAACACAACUAUACCAUCCUUGGGUCAUGUUCCUGCAGUUCCAGUGAAAGGACUUCAACGCUAA